GGCCUCAUAUUUCCAUUGGGAUUAUUUGGAGCGAGAACAGCGAGAAUGCGUCAAAAAAAAAAAAAAAAAAAAAAUUACGACAAAUUCUAGCAGAAUUGUUACGACCUUUAACCAUUAUCGAAUGGACAGCUGCCGCUAGCUCUCUUUAUAAGCUGAUCCGUCGCAAAGGCUUCGUGUUUCCCAAAAAUAAAAGAGUUUCGACGUCGAUAAAAGAUCAAAGCUGCCCUGCACUUUCACCGUACACAACUGUUAAUUAAACUUCUCGUUGACAUUGUUUUGGAACUUUUAAUUACCACGAGAGUCAAACUCGUUUGCUCUUCGCGUGAAUUCGUUACUCGCUAAUUGGUCGCGCAUCGCCUCUUUCAGCCGCGCGAAUACUCGGCACGUAUUUUUUUUGCGUCGAAUUGGUUCUUUAACGCUGCGGGAUCAACUCUUAUUACCGGCAAUACACGAUCCGCAUCAUUCCAAGGUCCGCGUCAAUUCGAUCAUGACUGUCGUUUGAAGUCCGAGGAGAAGAAAAAGGUGAACCUUUCGAGACCUCGCAGAAGAACGACUGUCGCUCUCAUUUGCGAAUACGUUACCGUGACUUUUUUUUUGAAAGUCGUUGACUUUCAACGGGAAUAAACGGCUCGCUCCUUUAGCUCGUCUCACGGACGCGCGAUUAAAUACUUACCAGAUCGAUGCAGCUUUUUAAUUUGCCAAGAACCAACUUCAAACUCGUUAUACGCUUGGUAUCGGCUUGCGUUUCCGCAAACGACGUCCACUUCACAGACUGCGAGAGAAAGGUUACAACGUCGGCGCAUUAUUGAUGUUCCUUUUCCUCAAGACAUCGAUAUAAUGGAAAGAAAAUAAUUUGCCGCAUGUAUUCCAAGUGCGAAAACGCGUUCGCGUCACUCGGCCCAUACGACGCGCCCCGUGUGUACGAGACGAUGAUAAUAAAUGGAUUUCGAUUGAGUGUCAGAUAGAAGGGACAGAUCUCGAAAGGGGAUGUAACUAUCAAGCGAGGUCACGACCUGCACGGGGGAGGCGAGCACAAAGGAGAAAGCUCGGGAGCGGCAGAGAGAAAACCGGAUAAAUUAUUUGGUUUGUAGGUUAGGGCUUUUGGUGUCGUAUUUUCUUGUACGCUUUUAGAAAACAGCGUGCUGUACUAAUGGCGUUCGGUCGAUCAACGGAGCAGUACUGAGGGAUUGUAUACACCGAGUGUGUGGCUUUCGCUGAGAGCAAAUACUUUCUACAAGUGUGCCGGUUAGACGGAGUUGCUACAUAAAUAACACGAAUCCUCGUAAAAACCAUAUGCUCGAAAUGAUUAUAUUGAUUCUCAUGUAUAAAAAAUCUGAAAAUAUAUCGAAAGCUAUUUGCUCGUACAGAAUGUUUCGCGUACUGCCUCGAUUUACUUUUCUGUAAACCUCACGGUCGAAGGCAUGACUUAAAGUUCUUUAAAGCCUUCUGGAGCGCGAAAAGUCGCGGUACGGCGAUCAAGGAUUUUUUUUAUUCGUCUUACGUCACUCGAUUGUUAUUGCAUUUUGAACGUUUCAAAAUGACGUGUUACCCUGAGAAAUUGCAGCUCUGCCCUCGAAAGUAGUGAAUUCGAGCACUUCGCGCAAAGGUAUUCGAGCGAGCUUACAUUUAUUCAUACGACAAAACUAUUUUUCCGUCCCCUUAAAAUACCUCCCAUCUCGAAUUCGUCACGUCCCCGCCAAAGGUAUUAUUCACCCUGGAAACUGCCAGACGAAAAAAUGAGCUUUCCUCGUCGCGCAUCAGUAAAGCCGAUACCUCGUAUAGAUAUAUUUGCCAAGGCAUUCGAUAACCGUUAGCUACACUCGAAGGCACGCCGUAAACCAUCUGCGCUCUCGGAAACUCCCAUCACGAUACCGUCGACAGUGAGUGCCGCUGCGGGGUGGUUGGACGUAAGAGCGAGAGAGAUAGAGGAGAAAGAUGCUUAGUUUUCCCGAAAAGAAAAAAGGGGUGGUAAACGCCGCACAGAUGAGGCCUCUCUACUACCCACGGUAGUCGGAGUUUGACCCCCCCUCCCCGUCGCCCUUAGGAAAAAAUGGGGGGGGGGGGGGGGAGAAAGCGAGAGAGAGAGAGAGAGGACGGCUGCUGGCGGCUGUGUUUUGUCCUAUUGCUGCAUCAUUUGGGAUUGUCGAUCUACCUAGUCGAGCCUGCGGCUACCACGCAGGCAGAGAAAUUUCCGAGCUGGUGGUUAGUCCAUGCGCUGACCUGACCCACAGCGCAAUUCACGGAAUCCAGCCGAGAGCGAAGCUGUUUAUUAAGCUACUUUAAAGACUGAUAGGAACUAUGUCAUUAGAAAAUGCACAAAUUUUUGACAAAACUGCCUAUUCGCACGAAGAAAUUCCUCAAGCCUUAGAAGAAUAUCAACAAGAUAUUUUAGGCGAACUGUCAGUAUUCAUUAAUGAUAAUAAUAUAAAUAAUAUACCGGUACAACAAUUAGUACUUAAUGAUGAAAUACUCAGUAAUUUAACUGCCGUGACAUUGCCGGAUGGAACGCAAGCAUUUGUUACGCAGAGUGUUAAUCAUAGUAAUGAAUGUGAAAAAGAAGAAACUUCCCUAAAUGUAGAUGAUGGUGCAAUAUUUGUAUCUCAUGUUCCAGAUCUUAGUCAUAAUAAACUAAUGCAAAUGCAACUGGAUUCCUUAGUAAAAGAAUGUACGCAAAAUGAUAAUAGUGUAUCGAGUGAUGUAGAAAAUAUUUACCCGCAGGUGCAAGUUAUAAAUGGUGUAGUAUAUGUAGUAAUGAAUCAAAUAGAGGAUCUGCAAAAUGUAUGGAUAGAAUCAAAUGAAAAACCAAAGAGUGAUGCAGAUGAUGCAGAUAAUCAAAGUGAAGACGAUAAUUUUAAGAAUGUGCAUAAAUGUCCCAGAGAAGAUUGUAGUAAGAGAUUUAGUACUAUACACCAUUUAAAGGUACAUGAACGGACGCACACAGGUCAACGGCCCUAUGAAUGUACACAUUCGAUGUGUAAAAAAAGUUUUUCUACAGGCUAUAGUUUAAAAGCUCACUUGCGUACUCAUACUGGCGAAAAGCCGUAUAAGUGCCAAAAGGAUGAAUGUGAUAAGAGUUUUAAAACUUCUGGUGAUCUUCUAAAACAUGUUAGAACCCAUACUGGUGAAAGACCUUUUGUCUGUCCCUUUGAUAGCUGUGGUAGAUCCUUCACAACAAGUAAUAUUAGAAAGGUACACAUACGAACACAUACAGGGGAGCGGCCUUUUAAAUGCCCCUUGCCAAACUGCGGCAAGGCCUUUGCUAGUUCUACGAAUUAUAAGAAUCAUACGCGUAUACAUUCUGGCGAAAAACCUUACGUAUGUUCAAUUAAAAAUUGCGGCCGGCGGUUCACAGAGUAUUCUAGUCUUUACAAGCAUCAUUUAGUUCAUACCCAAGAAAAGCCUUAUCGUUGCGAACUGUGUCAAAGGCAGUAUCGACAGCAGAGUACACUUCUUAUGCAUAAGAAAACCGCCCAUUCUGGAAAUGGCAACGAUCAAGAUGAAAUUUUGGACGUGCUAUUAGAAAAUUCCGUAGAUUUAAUUGACGGAGCUAGGAAAAAUAAGUUAGGGAGCGAAGCGAACACGGGAGCUUCUGAGUGCAAUGUAGCAAAUAAUUCGCAGUUCUUACUUAUUGAUGAUCCUAGUCAAUUGAUAAAUCUACAGGCUCUAGACGGACUAAACGACGAGACUGUAGAUAAUCCUAUGGAUAUUGAAUUAGAUGAAAUGAAUGUUAGAUUUGAAGGUGUUGAAUUCAAAUGGAAUUAACGUAUAGGUGUCAACCCCAAAUUAUAGGCGUGAAUCUCAAGUCGAGCUUUGACGUAACACAUUCUAAAAUAUUAUAGUUCAAUAAACUUUAUACAAGUUUUACGAAAUAGCAAAAUGAAAGUAAUGAGAUUUCUAGUAUUGUGUUUAUAUUUAUUAAUGAAUUAGUGGACACAUUUGACAUCAAACUAUUAAGUCAAUUCUUGAGUCUAAU
Molecule: messenger RNA, 3973 nt
Organism: Phymastichus coffea
Lineage: Eukaryota; Metazoa; Arthropoda; Insecta; Hymenoptera; Eulophidae
Product: zinc finger protein 143-like
Exons: 8
Coding region: 2299-3762 (487 amino acids)
Biological process (GO): regulation of transcription by RNA polymerase II
Molecular function (GO): RNA polymerase II cis-regulatory region sequence-specific DNA binding; DNA-binding transcription factor activity
Source: RefSeq, a predicted model, not a curated record